Pungitius pungitius (ninespine stickleback) is the source of this 4883-nucleotide messenger RNA. RefSeq names its product son of sevenless homolog 1-like. NCBI's taxonomy places the organism in Eukaryota, Metazoa, Chordata, Actinopteri, Perciformes, Gasterosteidae. Gene Ontology annotation, molecular function: DNA binding; protein heterodimerization activity; guanyl-nucleotide exchange factor activity. Gene Ontology annotation, biological process: positive regulation of GTPase activity; Ras protein signal transduction. The record is from RefSeq and is a predicted model, not a curated record. The transcript is spliced from 22 exons. Bases 478 to 4428 code for a protein of 1316 amino acids. Gene Ontology annotation, cellular component: nucleosome; plasma membrane.
AGUCCCGGUGAGAGAACUGAAGCAGCGGAGUAUUCCCCGGGACGGGAUAACAUGUUAGCAAAGGACCGGAGAACGUUGAACAGCCAUUUGACUCACACCAGUAACCCGAAUAAUCCACACCGUGUAUCCGCAGUACCUGGACACUCACCUGGACCAGCAGCUGCUCACCUGUCGGCUCACUAACCUAGCUACACAGGCUACAUGCUAACAGCAGCAUAAGGUGCCCGUCUCAGUAAGCGUUCGAAUGGAACGGUGACUGCUCACUAUGCUAACAGCUAGCUGCUAGUCACGGAGCUAACCGUUAGCCGUAACAUCUGGAGCGGCAGACGAUGGUCUCAGAGCCAACAGCUGUUCUGGAGGAACGGCCUGUUCCCGCUGGAUGUUCUCACGGCUUCACCCCCCUUUACGGCCGCCCCCCUCCCGGACUCCGGUUCAUCCUGGUAACGUCCAUGUAAACGGGUCCACUGAGCAGCAGAAAUGCAGGCGGCACAGCUGCAGUACGACUUCUUCAACGAAGAGAACGGACCGAAGUGGAGAGGCCUGUUGGUGUCUUCUCUGGAGAAGGUUCUGAACCAGGUGCAUCCUAACCUAGUCUCCCAGCAGGAGGCGCUGCAGUACAUUGAGGAGCUGAUCCUCCUGCUGCUCAGCAUGCUGUGUCAGGCUCAACCCAGAACCGUGCAGGAUGUGGAGGAACGGGUUCAGAGAAGCUUCCCUCACCCCAUAGAUAAGUGGGCAAUAGCUGAUGCUCAGGCUGCCAUUGAGAAGAGGAAGAGGAGGAAUCCUCUGGCUCUGCCUGUAGAUAAGAUUCACCCACUGCUGAAGGAGGUGUUGGGGUACAAGAUAGACCACCAGGUGUCGGUCUACAUGGUGGCGGUGUUGGAGUACAUCUCUGCUGACAUCCUGAAACUGGCCGGGAACUACGUCAGGAACAUCCGACACUAUGAGAUCUCCCAGCAGGACAUCACUGUGGCCAUGUGUGCUGACAAGGUGCUCAUGGACAUGUUCCACCAGGACGAGGAUGACAUCAGCGGCUUCCCUCUGAUGGACGAGGAGCCGUCAGCCAAUGAGGAGCAGAGCUACUACGAGCUGGUGAGAAGCUUCAUGUCUGAUGGUCGUCAGUUCCUGAGGACCCUCAACCUGCUGAUCAAGGUGUUCAGGGAGCCCUUCACCUCCAGUCCCAUGCUCUUCUCCCAGCACGACGUGGACAGCAUCUUUAGUCGGAUCCUUGAUGUCCAUGAGGUCACGGUGAAGCUGCUGGGUCUCAUUGAGGAUACGGUGGAGAUGACCGAUGAAGGAAGUCCUCAUCCUCUGGUGGGGAGCUGCUUCGAGGACCUGGCUGAGGAGCUGGCCUUUGACCCCUAUGAGACGUACGCCCAGGACACGCUGCACUCUGGUUUCCAUGAACACUUCCUGAGUCAAGUGUCCAAACCAGGAGCAGCCUUCCACCUCCAGUCCAUUUGUGAAGGUUUUAAAGAAGCUGUUCAGUAUGUUCUGCCCAGACUGCUGCUCACUCCUGUUUACCACUGUCUACACCUGUUUGAGAUCCUGAAGCAACUGGAGGAGAAGAGUGAAGAAGAGGAGGAUAAAGAGUGUCUGAAACAGGCCAUCACCGCUCUGCUCAACCUGCAGAGCAGCAUGGAGAGGAUUUGCUCCAGGAGCCUAGCCAAGAGGAGGCUCAGCGAGUCAGCGUGUCGUUUCUACAGCCAUCAGAUGAAGGGAAAGCACCUUGCCAUCAAAAAGAUGAAUGAAAUCCAGAAGAACAUCGACGGCUGGGAGGGGAAAGACAUCGGCCAAUGCUGCAACGAGUUCAUCAUGGAGGGCACGCUGACCCGCGUGGGCGCCAAACACGAGCGCCACAUCUUCCUCUUUGACGGCUUGAUGAUCUGCUGCAAGUCCAACCACGGGCCGCCUCGGCUGCCAGGCGCUGGCUCCGCUGCAGAGUACCGGCUGAAAGAAAAGUUCUUCAUGCGUAAAGUCCAGAUCAAUGACAAGGACGACAAGGAGGGCGAGUACCGGCACGCCUUUGAAAUCAUCCUGAAGGACGGGAACAGCGUGGUGUUUGCAGCCAAGUCCGCAGAGGAAAAGAACGGCUGGAUGGCGGCGCUGAUCUCGCUGCAGUACCGCAGCACGCUAGAGCGCAUGCUGGACUCCGCCAUGAUGCAGGAGGAGAAGGAGGAGCAGAUGAGGUUACCGGCAGCCGAGGUGUACCGCUUCGCUAAGCCGGACUCAGAGGAGAAUGUGGUGUUUGAGGAAAAUGUCCAGUCCAAGUCCGGGAUUCCCAUCGUCAAAGCAGGGACGGUCCUGAAACUGAUUGAGAGGCUAACCUUUCACAUGUACGCAGAUCCAAACUUUGUCCGGACAUUUCUGACCACCUACAGGUCUUUCUGUAAACCUCAGGACCUGCUCGACCUACUCAUGGAGAGGUUUGAGAUCCCAGAGCCGAGGCUCAGCGAUCUGGAUCCUAUGGACGGAGGAGAACAGCCGCUGAGCGCCGAACUCAAACGGUUCCGUAAAGAGUUUGUCCAGCCGGUCCAACUCAGAGUGUUAAAUGUGUGUCGUCACUGGGUGGAGCAUCACUUUUACGACUUCGAGAGAGACGCUUACCUGCUGAGACGACUGGAGGAGUUCAUCGCCUCAGUCAGAGGUAAGGCAAUGAAGAAAUGGGUGGAGUCAAUAACUAAGAUCAUCCAGAGGAAGAAGCAGGUUCAGGUGAGCAUGCACAGUCACAGCAUUACCUUCCAGAGCUCUCCUCCUCCCAUCGAGUGGCACACCUGCAAACCAGGGAACAGCGAGCAGUUCGACCUCAUGACGCUUCAUCCCAUCGAGAUUGGCCGGCAGCUCACCUUGCUGGAGUCAGACUUCUACAGGGCGGUGCAGCCGUCUGAGUUAGUUGGCAGCGUGUGGACCAAAGAAGACAAAGAGAUUCACUCCCCCAACCUGCUGAGGAUGAUACGACACACCACCAACCUCACGCUCUGGUUUGAAAAGUGUAUAGUAGAAACCGAGAACCUGGAGGAACGAGUCGCCGUCGUUUCUCGGAUCAUCGAGAUCUUACAAGUCUUUCAGGAACUCAACAAUUUUAAUGGGGUUCUCGAGGUGGUCAGUGCGAUGAACUCGUCUCCGGUCUACAGGCUGGAUCACACUUUUGAGCAAAUUCCCAGUCGACAGAGAAAAAUCCUGGAGGAAGCUCAUGAGCUGAGUGAAGAUCAUUACAAGAAGUAUCUCGCCAAACUGCGCUCCAUCAACCCCCCUUGUGUCCCUUUCUUUGGAAUCUACCUGACCAACAUCCUGAAGACUGAGGAGGGUAACCCCGACUUUCUGCGCAGACAUGGCAAAGAUCUGAUCAACUUCAGCAAGAGGAGAAAGGUGGCUGAAAUCACAGGAGAAAUCCAACAGUACCAGAACCAACCGUACUGUUUAAGAGUGGAGACCGACAUCAGGAGGUUUUUUGAGAACCUAAACCCAAUGGAGGACCUGUCCGAAAAAGACUUCGCUGAUCAUCUAUUCAACAAAUCCCUGGAGAUAGAACCCCGAAAUGCCCGAUCAUUGCCUCGAUUUAUGAAGAAGUACACAUGUCCUCUGAAGUCUCCUGGAAUCCGUCCAACCUCAGCAAGGCCUGGUACCAUGCGGCACCCAACACCGCUGCAAAACGAGCCUAGGAAGAUCAGCUACAGCCGCAUCCCUGACAGCGAGGCGGAGGGGGGGGCUGUCUCAGCCCCCAAUUCCCCCCGCACACCUCUGACUCCGCCCGCUGCAUCUGCAACCUCCAGCUCCAUAGACGUUGGGAGUGUGUUUGACUCGCCACAAGGUCCCAGGAGCCCUGUUCACUCCAGGUCUUCCUCUGUCUCUUCCAUCGUGAGUUUCAGUCGUGGUUCUGAGGAGGUCCCGGUUCCGCCUCCCGUUCCUCCUCGCAGACGUCCCGACUCGGCCCCAACUGACUCGUCCCCCUUAAAGAUGACGUUGACAUUGGACAGUCCCCCUGCUGUCCCCCCUCGUCAGCCCACCUGUAAGCUGCUCCCACCUCGUUACUCAUCGUCUCUGUCCUCAUCGUCUCCCCCUGACAGCCCCCCCUCCUUGCCCCCUCGGGAGCCUCUUAGCUCUCCUUUACACCUUCUCCCCCCUCCUCAAGGCCGCCCUCGAUGUGACCUGCAGGCCUUCUUCCCUUCCACCGCUUCCUCCUCACCCUCCAUCAGCUCCGUCCCCAUUGCCUCCUCCUCCCCACCCCCCCUCCCUUCUCUCACCCCUGCCACCCCAGUUCCCACCCCUGGCUCCAGGAAGAUGCCCCCUGCCUCCCCAACCCUCCUACACCUCGCCCUUGACGGGCCCCCCGUCCCUCCCCGGCACACUGUCCCCAAACUUCCUCCCAAAACCUACAAGAGGGAACCUCAGACCCCUGCCCCCCUGUUUGACACCCCCCCAGAACUGUGAUUGGACAUUGGGCUUGGACCUCCUGAGGGAGCAGAACUGCUGUUUUAACAGCUUGCUGAGGAGGUGGGGCUUGCUGAGCUCACUCUGCAGCUGAUUUGAUGAGAACAAACAAAACAAUGGAUUUAAAGACAAAAAAAAAUUAAGAUCCUGCGCCCUUAUUCUGAAAAACAAACUAAUCGUGUGCCCUUAUUCUGAAAACGAACUGAUUGUAUCCUCCAGCUGUAGAACUUUUGUCUGUUUAUCAGACCUGAUGAAGAAAGAGAAUUGUGUGUAACAUAGUUCUCCACGAACUGAGGUGGACGCUGGGUCUGAGGUGUUGGUGCAUCAGCAGCCUUCAGGUACUGGACCAGAACCAAAAAGGAACUGUGUUGGUUCUGGUGGAUUUGAUGUUGUUUAUAUCUGAUUUCUGAUGUCUAUUCUUUAAAACAAGGGAAUAAAAGUGUUUGUGAACUAAG